ACGUCAACCGGAGCCCGGACCCGGCGUAUCUGUAGCCGCGGUGUGUUUAUCUGCUAACAACAAGAGACUGUUUUUGAAGCAGUUUGCGGCGUUUUCUCCCAAAUAGCAGCUUUGCGGACUUUAUCACAGGCUGGGAGUGAUGACACCGCCGCCGGUAGUGUCCGUUGGAGGAAGAGGAAGAGGAAGGAGGCGAUGAGGAGGAUGAUGACAUGCAGUUAGCUGGCUGCCUGGCUGGCUGACGGACGGACCAGAGCCCGCUGAGAGGGAGACGUGUCCCCCCGAAACUAGAGCAGGAUCCGGGACGCAGAGAGGCGAAGAUGCCGCGGAGGAAACAGUCGAACCCGCAGCCGGUGAAAUUGGAGUCUGAGGACGGGGCGGUGGUGUGCGAUCCGAGCUGCCUGGUUCUGGAGAGCGACUUUCUGCUGAGCGGUGAGCUGGAGUUUGGAGACUCGGAGAUCAUGGGGCUGGACAGAGAGGCCGGAGUGACGGUCUUCUCUCUGAGCGUGGAGGACGACUCCUCAGCUCCAACAGACUCCACCUUCCCGGCGUUUCUGUCCUGUAAAGGAUGUGGUCAGCUGCUGGGCGAAACGCCUCUGGGGGCCGGUCUGGAUCUCGGUGUGGGUCUGGACCUGGCAGCAGAGCUCUACUGUCUCACCUGUGAGGAGAGCUUCCAGCACUCCGCCUCCAUGGACUCCUCUCAGAUGGAGGGAUCCAACCUGUCUGACAGAUCCGGCUCCGACAGGAAGAGGAGGAGCGUGGGUCAGGGCAGCGACCUCCCCGCCAAGCUGUUCUCGUGCUCGCUGUGCGCCUUCACCUCGCGCUACUCCAACCACCUCAAACGCCACAUGAGGAUCCACGACGGCCACAAGCCGUUCCGCUGCCCCGUCUGCCCCUACGCCUCGGCCCAGCUGGUCAACCUGCAGCGCCACGGCCGAACCCACACCGGGGAGAAACCCUACCGCUGCCCGCAGUGCAGCUACGCCUGCAGCUCCCUGGGAAACCUGCGGAGGCACCAGCGCAUGCACACGCAGGAGAGACCGCAGAGGAGGGAGAAGGAGAAACGACGAGGGAGGAGGAAAAAAGCCAAGGCUGGACCUGAAGAAGUGGUGUCAGACCUGACCCUGCGUCUGUCCCAGGACUCCGGUUACCUCCAGACGUUGGGGGGCCUCGGCUGUCCCUCCGGCCCCCUCCCGGUGCUCCUGUUCCCCCUGUGCUGCCGGGUGUGUGGCCUCACCCUGGAGGAGGCCGACCUGGAGGGGGAGAAGGCCGAGGGGGAGGCAGAGGGCGACGGAGGGCAGAUGUGUCGUCGCUGCUCGUUGGACCUGCUGUCCAAAGACGUCUCGGGGCCUCCCUGCAGCCUGGACGGUCCUCGGGGCCCCCGGCGGGGACAGCGGGGCUCCAAGCUGUACCGCUGCCCUCGCUGCCCCUUCCUGUCCCACUACCCCAACCACCUGGCCCGACACUCCCACACCCACUCUGAGGAGAAGCCCCACCGCUGCCCCCACUGCACCUACACCUCGUCACACCUGGACAACCUCAAGCGCCACCUGCGCGUGCACACGGGCGAGAAGCCUUACCAGUGUCCGUCCUGCAGCUACGCCUGCGGGAACCUGGCCAACCUGCGCCGCCACGAGCGCAUCCACUCGGGGGCCAAGCCGUUCCACUGCGGCGUCUGCGGCUACUCCUGCAACCAGAGCAUGAACCUGAAGAGGCACAUGCUGCGGCACACCGGAGAGAAGCCGUACGCCUGCAACGAGUGCAGCUACACGACGGGCCACUGGGACAACUACAAACGCCACCAGAGGAAGCACGGACACAACACGGACAGCUGGGACAAACACACCCCCAUCAACGGGCUGAGCUGGGGACGAGACGGCCAGGAGGACCAGAGUCAGGGACAGGAGCACAAGUAGACACACCGAGGGAGUGUGUGAGAGUGUGUGAGAGUGUGUGAGAGUGUGUGAGAGUGUGUGGGAGUGUGUGGGAGUGUGUGAGAGUGUGUGAGAGUGUGUGAGAGUGUGUGAGAGUGUGUGAGAGUGUGUGAGAGUGAGUGAGAGUGUGUGAUAGAAACACAGCUGCAGCAAUCAGUCCUCAAACCAAACAACUAUCCUGAUAAUUAACAAUUAACGGUCAUUUUUUUCCACCUCGAUGCCAAAACGUUAGCUUCUUCCAGCUCCUCUAGUGUGAGAAUGAGCAGCUUGUUAGUUUAAAAUGUUCUUAACUGAGACUUUUAUUUUUGGAUUACUGGUCGGACAAAACAAGAUGAUGCAAAACACAGAAAUUUUUCUCUCUCUUUAGAUGAAAGGAUUCAUCUGCUGAUUGUGAAAAUAGUCAUCAGAUUAGUUGAUAAUAAACAAACUCAGGAUGCAUCAGGUUUCCUGCACUAAAGACAGGAGAAAGUCAGCUCUAUGAAGCUGGUAGAACAUUUACAGAUGACAGUUUGGACAGCAGAAUUACUGAACACUUAUUCAGAUCAUGUAAAAUAUUAAAAUAUUACACUAGCUGCUGUGUUGUGUGAGUGGUAUUUGUGUUGUGUAUAAUGUGUGUGUGUUUGUGUACUUGUUUCUGCUAUACCGGUGGGGACUUUGACCUGACUCUGUGCUUUAUUGGUGGGGACUCGUCUCACGGUGGGGACCUAAAAUGAGGUCCCCACGGGUGGAAACAGUGUUUUCUUGGCCAUGUUGUUGUUACUAAAAAUGUAAAAGUGCAAAAAAGUUUCUUUAGGGUUAGGCAUUGUUUUGGUUAGGGUUAAGGUUUGGUUAAGGUUAGGGGUUCGAUAUGAAUGGGAGUCAAUGGUAAGUCCCCACCGGUAUAGAUAAACAAACGUGUGUGUGUGUUGUGUAUAACGUGUGUGUUGUGUAUAAUGUGUGUGUGUCUGUGUACUUGUUUCUGCUAUACCGGUGGGGACUUUGACCUGACUCUGUGCUAUAUUGGUGGGGACUCAUCUUACGGGGUGGAAACAGUGUUUUCUUGGCCAUGUUGUUGUUACUGAAAAAUGUAAAAGUGCAAAAAAGUUUCUUUAGGGUUAGACAUUGUUUUGGUCUGGUUAAGGUUAGGGUUAGAUAUGAAUGGGAGUCAAUGGUAAGUCCCCACCGGUAUAGAUAAACAAACGUGUGUGUGUGUUGUGUAUACACUGGUGAACCUCCAGCUCAGCGUGGAGUUAAACUCAGGUGCCUUGGACAGACUAACGACUGUAACGCUGCACUGACUUUAUAAACGGGCAUUAAUAUGUUGAAGGGGUGAGAUCAGCGUCUCACUCCGUUCUUUGGGAAAUGCAGUGAUGUGAUCAUGAAGCCGGUCUGAUGUUUCUUUUUCUCUACAGAGGAUCUCUAUUUUGUAGGUGAGGGAUGUGGACGGUUUGUUCCAGCGGGGUUCCUGUGCAGCUUUAGUCUCAGUCACUGACUGUCGGUAAGCAGAAAGAAAGAAAACUGAAUAAUUAACCUCACAGCAACAAAAUUAAUAGAAACAUGACAUAAAACCUGAUUAUUAGGCUUUCAAAUAGAAAAAUGGAUUGAAAGAGAGUUCAUUUUGGGGUUGAGGGGUUGGAAAUGCUGCGAUUGUUUGACUGCAUCAGAAUCUACAUAAAAGUCAGAAAAUAGACGCUGAUUUAAAAAAAAGCUGCAAUGAACGUCGGCAUUAGAAAGACAAAGUGAUAAUGUUAUGAGAAAAUAAAAACACAGCCUUAGGUUAAUAAAUAAUGACUUUACAUUGUAAUAAAAAGUAUUUUAGAGCUGCAAAUCUCCUAAACACUGCAUGUUUAGGUUUCAGUAAUGAUCACCUCAGUAAGAAUUUGACUGUGCUGUUUUUAGUGUUAAAAUGAGGAUUUUAUUCUUAUAAAAUUCUAACGUUUUUCUUUGUUUAUUACAUCUUUAUUCUCAUAAUGUUCGGACAUUUUUCUCAUAAAUUAUGACCUCAGUUUUCUUAUAAAAUGACCAUUUUCUCAUAAAAUCAUCAAAUAUUUCACUUUGAAAGUUUAACUGUUCUCAUGAAACUGAUCGUUAUCUUCUACAUUUUCUGUCUUUUUAAAUUACCACAUUUUUAUGUCAGAAUUACACCUUUUUUCCUCAUGCCGUUCUGUUUUUCCCUGCUGACAGUUAUCACUCUUUUUGCUCAUAACUUUGUGACUUCAUUGUUGAAUUUUUCUACAAUCAUUCAAUCAGAAUUCCAGUUUACACAGAAUCAGAAUGUGGUCAGAAUGCUUUUAGAUUUAAAGAAUGAGAAGUUUUAAAGUGGACAUGCACAGGAGCCCCGCUGGUUUUUCAUUCAUCCAACCAGAGCUGUAUUCAGGAGGAACCUCGUGCCUUUUUUCAGUCAUGGCUUCACACUUUUUCUUCUUCUUUUCUUUUUUAUCUAGAUCCUAAAAUGUGUUGGCAAAUUACAGAUCUGUGCUCAGACUGAGACACUCUUUACUCCUCUCAACGUUUCAGAGGAUAUCUCUGCUCGCUUUACUUGUUUUUAGCACAAAUUUCAUGAAAAUCAGCCUCAGACAUGGAAACAAUCAGGGAAGAGUUUAUUGAUAAAAGAACUCUCAUUUUAAUAACUCAUUAAAGUUUCCAUCAAACACUGAAAA
This is a messenger RNA of Acanthochromis polyacanthus (spiny chromis), 4570 nucleotides long. Its product is annotated as zinc finger protein 513. The transcript has 7 exons. The record is from RefSeq and is a predicted model, not a curated record. Gene Ontology annotation, molecular function: RNA polymerase II cis-regulatory region sequence-specific DNA binding; DNA-binding transcription factor activity. Bases 318 to 1913 code for a protein of 531 amino acids. Gene Ontology annotation, biological process: regulation of transcription by RNA polymerase II. Lineage: Eukaryota; Metazoa; Chordata; Actinopteri; Pomacentridae.